Molecule: messenger RNA, 606 nt
Organism: Botrytis porri
Lineage: Eukaryota; Fungi; Ascomycota; Leotiomycetes; Helotiales; Sclerotiniaceae
Exons: 2
Coding region: 1-606 (201 amino acids)
Source: RefSeq, a predicted model, not a curated record
AUGUGUGUUUACUACACCGAUCUAUGCCCGCGAGGCGAUAUUACUCUUAUUCACACCACUGCCUGCCGAAAUGCACAUCGUCGAAAAAAAUACUGCGAACUCGGUGAUCAAACAGCACAUAACAGGUGCCAGCGAAAAUUGAUGUCAACGGAGUCAUGUCCCGUAUGCCAUGAUUUAAGGUACCCAGCUGUGAGACCAGGAGGAGAUGAAAUUGAUGGUGAUGGUGACGGUGACGGUGACGGUGACGAUGGCGAUGGCGAAGACGACGACGAUGAUAAUGAUGAUGACGAUAGUGGCAGCAGGAAAAGAAAAAUCGCGCGAAUAGGAGCUUCUAAGCAGAGUUCUUUAACUGCGAUGCUAGCAGAGAAGCGUAAUCGAGUUCCAAAAAUUAUUGCGCCAAGAAAGAGAGCUACAAACAACACAAGAAAACGUGGGCCAGAUAAUCAAAAGGACUUCUCGAGAAAUGCACUACUAGCACAAGCUGAAGGAAGACAACAAUACCCACUGCGCCCCAAGAUAUCGUACAUGGAUUCAAGGAUUAAGGCCGAGAAAGUGGCAAGAGAUAGAUCUUCGAGAGAUGAAUAUGAAGAAGAUGAGGAAUUCUGA